Trematosphaeria pertusa is the source of this 713-nucleotide messenger RNA. RefSeq lists its product as uncharacterized. Bases 39 to 539 code for a protein of 166 amino acids. Lineage: Eukaryota; Fungi; Ascomycota; Dothideomycetes; Pleosporales; Trematosphaeriaceae. The transcript has a single exon. The record is from RefSeq and is a predicted model, not a curated record.
CGCGGGUGGUGAAAAGCGCAGCGUCCCUUGCGCUUUGGAUGUUGUCUGCGAUUCCCCUCGCUCUGCGCAUCGGCUAUCGUUCCCAGUACCUAGUACACAGUUCAUAUCAUAUCCUCAAGCGCCUGGGUCCCCCGCGUAGCGCCCUGCGCACCCUCAGCCCGCCGUCUCCACACGCCGGCGCUGCCCAGUUCCAUCCCCCAUCAGCGCUACCCUCCACCACCGUUUCCAUAGAUAUCAUCUCGACACACUCGUCCGCUGCUCUUCACUCCCGCCGCUCGCUCGCCACCCGCCGCACACGACGUAUUAUUGGAUUGCUUUCCCUGCCGCCGUCGGUCGCUGCAUCCUCCCUGUUUCGGCUGCCAGCCCGCUCUCCGCACAGCCAAGUCGUCAACCGUCGAGGUUUCAGAGUCGCGCGAGCCCCCGAGCAUAACGCCUGCACACAGAACAGGACGACCCGUCCGUUUCAGCGUCCCAGCACGCCGCCCGCCGCGCCCGCCGUCGAUUCGCUGCACCGCCAACGCACCGCAGCAGCGCACUGAAGUGCUUCACACCGGUCUCAGCUGUGCUUCCAACCCUCCCCAACCGCCGCAACCACGCACCGCCAGCAGUCGCACACUCGCUGCCCGUCUGAACACAGGCACGCACCGUUGAACCACUUAACCCACCCACUUCAGCCGCCGCUCGCGGCUGACCAUUCUGCCAAAAUUUCUCAC